This is a messenger RNA of Leptopilina heterotoma, 2286 nucleotides long. RefSeq names its product signal recognition particle subunit SRP72 (gene Srp72). The transcript is spliced from 8 exons. Gene Ontology annotation, molecular function: 7S RNA binding; ribosome binding; protein binding. Bases 46 to 2016 code for a protein of 656 amino acids. The record is from RefSeq and is a predicted model, not a curated record. Lineage: Eukaryota; Metazoa; Arthropoda; Insecta; Hymenoptera; Figitidae. Gene Ontology annotation, biological process: SRP-dependent cotranslational protein targeting to membrane. Gene Ontology annotation, cellular component: signal recognition particle, endoplasmic reticulum targeting.
UUUGUGGGUGUAACGUGUACUACUGGAGAGUUUAAUGAGUGCAACAUGGCUUCUAAAGACAGUAACCUGUCAUCAUUGUAUGCAGAAUUAAAUAAACAAGGACAAAAUGGAGAAUAUGAUCGAGCAUUGAAGACAGCAAAUAGAAUUUUGGGAAUAUCUCAAGAUGAAGAAGCAGCCUUGCACUGUAAAGUUAUUUGCUACAUGCAAUUAUCGAAAUUUAAUGAUGCCCUUCAGCUUAUUGUCAAGAAUGCGAAACUUACAGCAAAAUUGGAAUUUGAGAGAGCUUAUUGCUUGUAUCGAAUGAACCAAGUUCCGGAAGCUUUAAAAAUUGUGGAGGGCAUUCAAAAUCCUUCGUUGAAAAUUAAAGAACUCAAGGCUCAAAUUCUUUAUCGUUUGGAAAAAUAUGAAGACUGUUUUGCAGUUUAUCGGGAUAUUAUUAAAAACACGACGGAUGAUUAUGAGGACGAGAGGGAAACAAACUUGUCAGCUGUUAUUGUCAAUUUAGUUAGCAAUGAUUCCAGUGUGGAAGUACCUUCACUGAGGGAGCACACUUACGAAUUAACUUACAAUGCGGCUUGUCAACUGGUGGCCCAAGGAAGUGGAGGCGAUAAAGUAAUUUUAGCCGAGGCUGAGAAAAAGUUGAAAACCGCAGAAAGAAUGUGUCGUGAAUUACUCGAAGAAGAUGGCAUGACAGAGGAGGAAAUCGAGGAGGAACUUGGCAUUAUAAAAAUUCAACUCGGCUAUUGUCUUCAACUUCAGGGCCGCGAUAAGGAAGCACAGACUUUAUAUACAAAUGUUUUAAAAACAAAACCUAAUGAUAUUGCUCUACUCGCAGUGGCCAGUAACAAUUUAGUUACUCUAAACAAGGAUCAAAAUGUUUUCGACAGCAAGAAACGAAUGAAGAGUGCUACUCACGAUGGUUUGGAGCAUAAACUCACUAUUCCUCAAAGACGAAGUAUCGCUUAUAAUCAGUGCCUUCUCGCUUUAUUCACUAAUCAGGGAGAACAAUGUCAUCAGUUGUGCAAUAAACUAAUUAAAGAUUAUCCUGAAUUAACGUCGAAUGCAACGCUAGUGAAAGCUAUGCAGUUGAGUAAGGAGGGCAAAGCGAAGGAAGCUUCGAAAUUAAUAACCGAAUGCAUGACUGGAGAGAAUGAAUUAUCUAUGAAAUUAGCAUGCGUACAUUUACUCUUGAGUCAGGACGAAAGGAAGGAGGCAAUUAAAAUUUUGGAGAAUUUCAGCGAUAAGGAAAGAUCAUUGCCGGGAAUUGUUAGUGCUCUCGUCACUCUUCAUAUGGCUGAAAAUAAUCGUGAGAGAGCUUCUGAAAUUCUCAAGGAUGCUGUUAAUUAUUAUAAGAAAAAUAAGGAAAAUACUGGAAAUUUGGGCACGCUCUGGAGGCAGGCUGCAGAUUUUCAUUUGCGUGGUGGCGAAGUCACUGUCGCAGCUGCCAGUCUGGAGGAAUUACUCGCAGCAUCACCAAGUGAUACAAAAACUCUUGCUCAAUUGGUCAUUGCCUAUGCUCAAUUUGAUCCGGUGAAAGCUCAACAGUUGUCGAAACGUCUACCACCACUUGAUCAUCUUACAGAAAAUAUGGAUGUCGAUUCCUUGGAAAGUAGCAAUUGGGUGAUUGGCAGUAAAGUUGUUAAAGGAAAAGUCGAACCUUCGCCAGGAAAACCUCCAAGUUCCGACGUAGCGCAAAAGAAGAGCAGAAAACGCAAACGUAAAGGAAAAUUGCCGAAGAAUUACGAUGCGAAUGUUGAUCCUGAUCCGGAAAGAUGGCUACCAAAACAUGAGCGAAGCGGUUUUAGGAAAAAGAGAGAUAGAAGGAACAGAGAUGCCGCGAUGAAAGGAACCCAGGGAGCGGCAAUGGGAGCCAGCGAUCAAUUUGACAUCACGAAGAUGGCUACCACAAAACCAUCUCCAAAUCCCCGUCAAAGUCCUGCAGUUGAAACUUCUGGUCCUAGACAGCAACAGCGUAAAGUUCAACAGAAGAAAAAGAAAAAAGGAGGAAAGUGGUAAAAUAGUUUUCAUUUAAAUAAGAAAAAUAUUCACUUUUUUAGAAUAUCAAAAUAAAUUUUUAAAAAAUUGCAAUUGGUUUACAAGGUUUAUAUAUUCAUUUUCUGGAAGAUGGAUUAAAUUUUAUGUUACUAAUAAGAAUUUGUAUAUUAUUAAAAAAUUUCAUUUUAUUAAUGAAAUCUUUCAAUAUCAAAACAACUUCAAACUUUAGUAUUUUCCAAUUUGUAAAAGAAGCAUAAAUUAGUUUUAAUUUUUUAAAUAAAACACGUUCAU